This is a messenger RNA of Suillus discolor, 651 nucleotides long. RefSeq names its product ras family-domain-containing protein. Gene Ontology annotation, molecular function: GTPase activity; GDP binding; GTP binding. The transcript has 7 exons. The coding region runs from base 1 to 651 and encodes 216 amino acids. The record is from RefSeq and is a predicted model, not a curated record. Gene Ontology annotation, biological process: signal transduction. Gene Ontology annotation, cellular component: plasma membrane. Lineage: Eukaryota; Fungi; Basidiomycota; Agaricomycetes; Boletales; Suillaceae.
AUGUCGAGGGCGCAGUUCUUGAGGGAAUACAAGUUGGUAGUUGUCGGCGGUGGUGGUGUCGGUAAAUCUGCCCUCACCAUCCAAUUCAUUCAAAGUCACUUCGUCGACGAAUACGACCCAACAAUCGAGGACUCGUACCGCAAGCAAUGCGUCAUUGAUGAAGAGGUCGCAUUGCUCGACGUCCUCGACACCGCUGGUCAGGAGGAAUACGGAGCCAUGCGGGAGCAAUACAUGCGCACUGGUGAAGGCUUCCUCCUCGUUUACUCUAUCACCUCCCGCGACUCUUUCGAGGAAAUCAGCACUUUCCAUCAACAGAUUCUUCGUGUGAAGGACCAAGAUUCGUUCCCUGUUAUCGUCGUCGCUAACAAGUGCGAUCUUGAGUAUGAGCGACAAGUUGGAAUGAAUGAGGGCCGUGACCUUGCAAAACACUUUGGCUGCAAGUUCAUCGAAACAUCGGCUAAGCAGCGCAUCAACGUCGACGAGGCAUUCAGCAACCUCGUCCGCGAGAUAAGAAAGUACAACAAAGAGCAACAAACAGGCAGACCCGUUAUGGCCAACUCCGGUGGCGGCGGACCUGGGGUCUACAGUGGCAAAGGUGACGCUCAUGAAGGCGAUCAUGGCGGAUGCUGUAGUGGUUGUGUAGUCGUAUGA